This is a messenger RNA of Durio zibethinus, 1170 nucleotides long. RefSeq lists its product as uncharacterized. The record is from RefSeq and is a predicted model, not a curated record. Lineage: Eukaryota; Viridiplantae; Streptophyta; Magnoliopsida; Malvales; Malvaceae. Gene Ontology annotation, biological process: translation. Gene Ontology annotation, molecular function: structural constituent of ribosome; RNA binding. Gene Ontology annotation, cellular component: cytosolic small ribosomal subunit; ribosome.
AGCCUAAUUGGGCACCAGGACUUUUCUUAAUUAAAAAAAACAAAUCCCAAGUAAACCUAAAACUCUUACCUAUUCCUCUUGCCCUCGCCGCUCUCAUAGAAAACCCCUAAUUAUCUUGUAAACACACGCCAAAGAAAGAAAAUAAACCAAAAGCAAAAUGGCAGAAAGAGGCGGAGAACGUGGCGCUUUCAGGCGUGGCUUCGGAGGAGGCGGUGGCAGAUCGGACCGUGGGCCAAGAGGCAGGCGCCGUGGCCGCAAAGAUGAAGAAGAGAAAUGGGUACCCGUAACAAAGCUUGGGCGUUUGGUGAAAUCCGGAAAAAUAACAUCCCUGGAGCAAAUCUACCUCCACUCUCUCCCCAUCAAAGAGUACCAAAUCGUCGACCAACUCGUUGGCCCUUCCUUGAAAGACGAGGUCAUGAAGAUCACUCCCGUCCAGAAACAAACACGUGCCGGCCAGCGCACCCGUUUCAAGGCCUUCGUCGUCGUUGGCGAUGGAAAUGGACACGUCGGAUUGGGGGUGAAAUGUAGCAAAGAAGUUGCGACGGCUAUAAGAGGGGCGAUAAUAUUGGCGAAAUUGUCGGUGAUACCGGUGAGGAGAGGGUAUUGGGGGAAUAAGAUUGGAAAACCUCAUACAGUGCCGUGCAAAGUUACUGGGAAAUGUGGCUCUGUUACUGUCAGGAUGGUGCCGGCUCCGAGAGGUGCGGGGAUUGUGGCUGCUAGGGUGCCAAAGAAGGUGCUUCAGUUUGCUGGGAUUGAGGAUGUUUUUACUUCUUCCAGGGGUUCUACUAAGACUCUUGGUAACUUUGUCAAGGCUACCUUCGAGUGUCUUUUGAAAACAUACGGUUUCUUGACUCCUGAUUUCUGGAGGGAGACUCGUUUCACAAAGUCUCCCUUCCAGGAGUAUACUGAUCUGUUGGGAAAGCCAGUGAAGACACUUGUACUUGAAGAUGCAGAGAGGGUGGAUGUUUGAUGGUGAUGAGCUAUUAUUUAAGACAGCGGCUUUAGUGCCUAGGGUAGUAAUACGAAGUUCUUUUCACUCGUUUUAAGACAAUUUCUAUGUUUACGUUUUUUGCUUUUUGUCAUCAGAAAUUUAGCACUUGUUCACCAACUUAAGUUUUGUUUUGCUCAAUCCAGAUACUAUAUAAGCUAAUGGUCAUAUGAGUUGUCUUC